AAAUAAUACAAAUUGUAUGCCGCACCUUGGUCACUAAGAUCUGUGUCUUUUGUUUCAUAUUUUCACAGUAAUAUAUGUAUUAUUAUUAAAUUAUCGAAUAAUAUUGACGGCAGGUAAAUACUAAAUAAAUACUUUGAAGUUUAAUCAUAAACAUUCUUUAUCAAACUCUUUUUCUUCUAUCAAAAUCAUUAAUAAAAAGCACAAGAUAUAACAUACGGCGUAAUAGGUUUUCUUCAACAUUUUCCCCAUUUGGCAUUUUAAACUUUUAAUAUUGGUUUAGGAGCAUUAUUCAUUUAUUCUCCCAUCACCAUGAAUCCCUUGAGCUAAAUUGACACGCACUCAAACUGGCAUCAGGUGCUCUGUUUUUCUGCGCACAAUCUGUUCGAUGAAAAGCCUCACAGACACAGACAAGACAAAACAGAAACAUUGCUCGUGGAUGAACUAAUAUAAUUGGGCCAUAGAGCUUCAUAAUUCAUCAAAUCUGUCUCGUGCAUAAAUUAUGAUUUUUCAUCUUUAAAAUCACGGAUGUUUUCUACACCUUAGCUUUCAAGUUUUCUUUACGAAAGCCUCGAUUUUUAUGGUAUCUCAUUUCCCGUUGAAUAUUUCUUUUUAAUUUUGAUGUUUUGACUGAGCAAUAUGACUCUGUUUCAACUUCAGUCAAGCUCAGGUAUUGACAAGAAAACUUUUUUUUAUAAAAUUUUAAUCUUUUUUUUUUUCGAAGAACUGGUCACAUGUUUGACCUGGACUUCAUGGUUUAAAAGGAAGGGAACCACUUUAAGUUUCGUGAUCAAGUUAAUGAAUUAGAACUUGUGUUAUUUUUACCUACUUCACAUGAUUCUUGUUACUUUUUGAAUCAAACCCAUUAAUGGGUAUUCAUCAAUAGUGGUCUGCAACUCAUCACCGGUCAAUUUUCCGGUGAUUCAUCCCCCUUUUCAGUUUUCUUCUCCAUAACCAUAAACCAUAAACCAUAAACCCUCCUCUUAAAAGACUGAAACCCAAUUCCAAGAUUCAGUCUUUUGCCAUUAUCACCAUGUCAUAUGCCAAUUCAAGAUCUGUAAGAUUUCAAGAUAAUGGUGGGCUAUCAAAACUUCCAUCCACGAACAAAGACAACUUAUUUAAGAUCAAGCAAGUUUCUGAUCAAAGAGCAGAGGAAAAUGAAAGCGGGGGAUUUUCUACUGCCUAUGUUGCACCAUCUUCCCGUGUUUUUGGAAGAGGCGAACUCGUUAUAGAUUCUUCCAAGAUAGCUAAAAAAUACAUACGAGGUGGUUUUUUGAUUGAUGUCAUCGCCGCCUUACCUCUUCCUCAGAUGUUAAUCUGGCUCAUUAUACCGAGUUUAAGUGGCUCAACCAUGGCUAACACAAAAAACGUUCUUCGGUUCAUCAUCAUCUUUCAAUAUCUCCCGAGACUUUAUCUUAUAUUCCCUUUAACAUCAGAAAUUGUUGGGGCUACGGGUGUUAUAACUGAAACUGCAUGGGCUGGAGCUGCCUAUAAUCUUAUGUUAUACAUGUUAGCAAGCCAUUUUUUAGGGGCUUCUUGGUAUGUUUUAUCGAUAGAGAGACAAGAAGCUUGUUGGAGACACGCAUGCCUACUUGAGGAUCCACAUUGUCAGGAUAAAUUCUUCGACUGUGAAACAUUUGGCGACAAUAAGAGACAGAUUUGGUUCAAUUCAAGUAACGUCUCAACACAAUGUGUUCCAACAAGCGGGUUUUAUCAAUUUGGUAUCUAUGGUGAAGCUUUAACAUCAAAUGUUACUUCUGCGUUGUUUUUCAAUAAAUACUUCUACUGUCUUUGGUUCGGCUUAAAGAAUCUUAGUUCUUUAGGGCAGAAUUUGUUAACGAGUACUUACGUCGGGGAAAUCAUUUUUGCGAUCAUAAUAGCGAUUGUGGGGCUAGUGCUGUUUGCGUUGUUGAUCGGAAAUAUGCAGACAUAUCUUCAAUCGACGACAGUUAGAUUAGAAGAAUGGAGGGUCCGGCGAACUGAUACAGAACAAUGGAUGCGUCAUCGGCAGUUGCCACCGGAGCUCCGGGAAGCUGUUCGGAGAUACGAUCAAUACAAAUGGGUAGCUACACGAGGGGUUGAUGAAGAAUCGCUUCUCAAAGAUCUUCCUUUAGAUCUCCGACGAGAUAUCAAACGACACCUUUGCUAUGAUCUAGUUCGACGAGUUCCGUUGUUUGAUCAAAUGGACGGAAGGAUGCUGGAUGCGAUCUGCGAGCGAUUAAAACCGGCGUUGUGUACGCAAGGCACGUGUUUGGUUAGGGAAGGUGAUCCGGUGGACAAGAUGCUAUUUAUAAUUCGAGGAAACCUAGAUUCCUACACCACAAACGGCGGCAGAACAGGGUUUUUCAACUCAUGCCGAAUUGGUCCCGGCGACUUCUGCGGCGAGGAGCUUCUGACGUGGGCCCUGGACCCACGGCCGAGCGUCGUGAUUCCGUCAUCGACUAGAACCGUGAAGGCGAUUUCCGAAGUGGAAGCUUUUGCGCUCAUAGCGGAGGAUCUAAAGUUUGUGGCGUCGCAGUAUCGGAGAUUGCAUAGUAAGCAAUUGCGGCAUAAGUUUAGGUUUUAUAGCCACCAGUGGCGGACUUGGGCGGCGUGUUUUGUGCAGGCGGCGUGGAGGAGGUAUAAACGGAGGCAGAAUGCAAGUGAACUUAGGGCUCGAGAGAGUUUUACGAGCACUGAUUAUGAGUCGGAAGUUAAUUCGCCGGCGCAUGUCAGUCAAAUGGUUUCACCGGAGCCGAGGUUGAGUGGAUAUCGUGCGAGUACAAGGAGGUCAGGGAACCUGCACUCAGUCUCAGGGACGAAAUCAAGUAGUGGUAGCUCAUUACAGAAACCAACAGAACCUGAUUUUUCUGUAGAUGAAGAAUGA
Molecule: messenger RNA, 2863 nt
Organism: Lactuca saligna
Lineage: Eukaryota; Viridiplantae; Streptophyta; Magnoliopsida; Asterales; Asteraceae
Source: the annotation of a GenBank genome assembly